Messenger RNA from Vespula vulgaris, 2388 nucleotides. RefSeq lists its product as uncharacterized. The coding region runs from base 243 to 2291 and encodes 682 amino acids. The transcript is spliced from 10 exons. NCBI's taxonomy places the organism in Eukaryota, Metazoa, Arthropoda, Insecta, Hymenoptera, Vespidae. The record is from RefSeq and is a predicted model, not a curated record.
GGUGAUCGUGGAGCAGAGAACGAAUUCCAUGUUUCGAGAAACCAUCGCGCAAGAAAGAAAACGAGAUAUAGAAAAAGAAAGACGAAUUAGAAGGACAUUGAACACGAUCAUACGACUUACGUUACGUGUCAUGCGGAUAAAUUAUUAAGAAAGAGAGAGGGAGAGAGAGAGAGGAAAAAAGAGGAAAAGAGUGAGAAAGAGAGAGAGAUAAAUAAAUAGGGAAAGAGAAAGAGAGAACACAGAUGUUGGGACAGGGUUGGAUUUUGAUGCUCGUCAGCGUUGGAAUAACGGCGCUCGCUCCUGCGCCCUAUGAGACGAACGAAGAGUCCCUAAGAAGUGCAUUAAAUGCUGUUACGAGAAAGCAAAUAUCGUUGGAACCCGCCUCUCAAGAAUAUUACAAUGAUUUUCGUCCGCUCAAGUAUCAUAGAGACGACGUCGAGAGAAUGUUCGAGAAGGGACGACAGGGCGAUCGAGUUUUGCCAGAAGGAGACGAGGAACUUGAAUUUCUACCGAAUGAGAACGGACAACUAGAAAUGGUGGGUGACGGAUUUCAAGGCGUAAACAACAAGUUGCUCGAGAAGUCAGUUAUCGAUUAUUUGGAGAACGCGCAGGAGCAGGAACGAAUACCAUCGCUCUUUCGAGAACGCGAACGAAAUUCCAAUCAUAAAAGGGGUAGCGUAACGGAAAAUACUAAUAUAGAUGGUCGAGAACUAGCGAAAUUGUUUUUGGAAGAAUUGCAAGACGAUUAUCCGUACGCUCAAACGGAAACCGAAGAAAAUUAUUUGGAUACACCAAUUUACGAGAAAUACAGGACCAACCAAGAAAACAAAUUCUACGAGAACGAAGGUCCAAUGUCAUGGAGCGAGCUUUUCGAUAAAGGAGAUUUGUUGUCAGGCGAAAGAAGAAAAAAUAGCGAGGAAAAUGAUUUCUCGGAUAAAGAUACGGAACAGAGUGUCCUUUAUUUCUUACCAACUGAACGGAGGAACGUAAAUGCGAGAUAUCCUUUGGGCCGAGAGAUCGACAAAUAUCGGACUUUGGGAAAACGUUAUCCUGUAGCUAAAAGAAGCCCGAAAGAGUUUCAACAAGUAAAGAGACAAAUUAUGGAUCCAAAGGUCGCGCAAGAUCUAGGAGCAUUAUUCGGCACCACUCUGAAUACUCGUAAUUAUACACGUCCGCAUAAUCACGACCACGAGCAAAACCACGACCACGACCAUGACCAUGAGCACGAUCGCGACCAUGAUCAUAAUCACGAUCAUGACCACGACCACAAUUACGAUCACGGUCAUGAAAAUAUUCGGGUCAAUACGUCGGAAGCUCCAAAGGUAAUUCCUAUUUCCAAGGGUCAAAAGGAGAACGUCACGAAGAUCAAUACAUCAAAAGGGAAAGACAUCGAAGUGAAAAAGAAGAGUACCGAUUGGUCUCAAUAUUUUGGUAUCGAUCGUAGGAAGAAAAAGACUACUUUCUUGGCCAGGCCAGAUACGCAAGAUCAAGAUGACGAAUGGAUGUUACAACGAUACUAUGAGAACAUGGCCGAAAAUUUGAAACACCCCGAACGAGAAUCCGAAAGUGAGAACCAUGAGAGGAAGGAGAAAAUUAAUCAGAUAUAUGCGAUGUUGAAUAAUGUUGGUAUGGAUUUAGAAAAGACAAAAGAUCAGAUCAUGAACCGACUAGCGGCUGCAUAUUCAUUAGAAAAGAUGCGUAAGGCACUGAAUGAAUUUAGAAACAGCCUAGCUGCUCGUAAAGAAGCUCAAAAGGCUGCUUACGCCCGAAAUAAUUUGACACAAAACCUUCGUAAUGACGAGAGUAUUCAAAAAAACGAAAAAAAGCAGACUAGCUUCAACAUAAACAUUAACGAUGCUUUGGACGAAAACAAAAACUGUCCGGAUGUUGAGGAGAUCGAACGACAAUGUAAGAUUGUCGACAAUUUAACUGGAGAUAACAGUCAGAUGCUAUAUUUACCAUGCGUUAUGCUUCAAAUAUGUAAAGCUUGCAUACCAAAUGAAAUAGAUGAAUGUUUAAUGAAUUACGCGAUAGAAGUGCGUAAAGUUUGUAACAAUCAAAACGAGAAAGGAGCUCUUACGGAAAACGAAUUUUGUGUCACAACAGCCCUAAAUCUAAUGCAAUUGCAACCAAGUGUCGCUACCUCCUUACAAUGUCGUAUCAACAAGGAAUCCUGUCUACAUCGAUAUUAUUAUCGUUAUCGACAUCGUUAUCUCCGCCAUCCUCAACAUGUCAAUUAUCUUUCUCAUGAAAGUUACGAUUCCCCGAUAUCGCAACUAUCAGAACGAUAAGAGAUCAUUCGAAUAUCGAUCAGGCAAUCGUAUUGCAAAUACGUGGAUAAAUAAAUGGGCAGGUACAAUAAAAAGAAAAAAAGAAAAAAAGAAAAAA